GAUCAACACCAACUGUAGAGCAGCGUGUAUUUAUUCGAGCAGCUGGGCAGCACUUUUUCUGACCAUCUGGCUGCCAGAUGGAGGAAUUCCUGGUGGCAACGCCGCGUUUUUUACAGUCCUAUAGGUGAAAAAAGAUUUACACAUUCGCAAUUGGUUUAAUUAAUUUAAAUCAAUCCAUGUAAAUAUCCGUGUGUACGCUGACAAAGCGGCGACAACAACAAGCACAUAAAAGCAGCAACAGUAACAAUAGCAGCAGCAACGAAGGAAGUUCAACACGAAAAUGAGAAAGUAAACUUGAAAGUGAAGCAACGCCAAGGCGUAUAUAAAGAACAAAAAAACAUGCACUUCUCCGUACCGGACACACAGGAGUUGUGUGUGGAUGCUCCGAAUGGAGGUGGGGGCGGUGGGUUGGUUACUGGGCCCACUUACACGGUCUACAACAUCUACAUAAAUGGCAAUUAUCAUUGCAAAUUGCGUUACAAACAGCUUCACGAGUUUUACGAGCAAUUGCGUAGGCGCUGCGCAGACGCUGCCUUGCCCCCGUUUCCCCCUAAGCGUCUGCUGCCACUAACAAAUAGCCAGCUGGAGACGCGACGCGCUGCCUUGGAGCACUAUUUACAAAUUAUUGGGCAGGAUGUGCGUAUUGCCAGACUACCAUUCCUUCAGCAGUUCCUUCAACGCGCCCAGCUGGAAACAGCACUGGCCGAGUCCACGGUGAGCACAGACAGUGAGGAACAGCAAUUGGAAAUCGAAGUCUACACUAAAGCUGCGGGUGCACAGUUGCUGGUCAACUGUCAUGUCCAGCAAAACACCAGCGCGUUGCUUCAGACUGUUUGCCGGGCACUAAAACUGCCUCCUGAGCUGCAGCAAUUUUUCUGUUUAUAUCUCAUGCGCAAGCUGCCGAGUGUGUCUGGCGAGCCGACGCCAACGGUGCUGCUGCUGCGUCGCCUCAUGGACUUUGAGUCGCCGUAUAUAACGCGCCUCCAUGCACAACCUUGUCAAUUGCUGCUGCGUACAAGUUACUGGAAUUCUGGCUGGGAUGCCAAGCUGUUAGGCAACAGCGUGGCGGUCAACUUGCUGUACAACCAGACCGUAGCGGAUGUGGCACGAGAGUGGAUCAUCUGCACACCGGAACUGGGUCACCAAUUGCACAGCCUGCAGAUGCAAGCGCGUUCCUUACAAUAUCUGGAGCUGGCACGCCAGCUACCCUCCUACGGCUGUCUGCAAUUCGCCGCUGCCCAUGUGGACUACCCCGAAAACGAUACGACAGCGCUCGUCAGCAUUGGCAACAAGGAGUUGAGUCUGCGUACGGCACGCGGUGCCAAAAUCUAUGAAACCAAAUUCCGUGUAACCCGUAUGCGCUGCUGGCGCGUUAGUGCCAUGCACAAUACGCUGGAGUCGCGAGAUCAGCCAUCACAGCUGCAGCUAGCGUUCGAAUAUUUGAUGUCAAAACAAACAUUGCGCUGGAUUACGAUCACCAGCUCACAGGCGAUGCUCAUGUCUGUGUGUCUGCAGGCAAUGGUAGAUGAAUUAUUGCAUCAAACCGCUGGCGACGGCAACAGCGAUGAUGAGCUUGAACGCAAUGGACGUGCUGUCUCCACGUCUGCUUCUUCGGAGUCCACCUCUUCGACGCCAAGCUCGGCAUCUUCCACUUCCACGUCCUAUAUGUCAAAUUUUACGGCAGCUAACACGUCCGCCAGCACAACGCCUCCAGUCAAGUUUCUGGCACAGCGUCUGACGCCCACAUCAAAGCAGCAGCACAAGUUAACGACAUCCCGCACCUUUGCGGCGGUCUUCUUCCGCAAUGACAGCAGCAAUGCGUCAGAGGUGGCGUCAUCAGUUCGUAAUGAAGCUUUUGAGGGCAUUGGCGAUGAUGAUCUGUAAGUUUUUUUUUGUGUAUAACUUUCCAUAAGUGUCCAAAAUUUAAAUGUCGUCGUCGUUGAUGUUUAGUUACCUUAUUCGCAGCCAAAUUUUUCAUAGUGCAAAAUUUUGCAACUGUAAGCACAAAACUAACCGUUAUUUACACAAUGCACAGACACAAACAUACAUAAAUAAUUAUGCAUAGUUUUUAGUUAAAUAACGGUACUAUCUUCUCUCUCUGGUGCUGCCAAAAUGUUAUGUAUGAAAAUUGAUCGAAGAUGAAAAGAUAAUAGUAGAUAAGCUCGGAAUGUGCAUUUCUUGUGUUGUUUAACUUAAAAAAGACGCAAAACAUUUAUUUUGUUACUACAUAAAAAUACAUACAUAUUAUACAUAUGUGUGUAUUGUUUAAACGAUGUGUUGUUUUUAAGAAUGCUCAGUAAAGAAGACAAAGCAUUCGGGCUUUGCAAGAUAGACUUAUGUUAAAAAUUAUCUAUAAAAACUGUUUAUAUUGUAAUUCUUUUGUACAUGAAGUUUUUUAUGAUUAUUCACUAAAUUUGGUUUAGUGUAUGUAUAUGCGCGAAUAUUUUUUACAUCUAUUAUCAACAG
Messenger RNA from Scaptodrosophila lebanonensis, 2466 nucleotides. RefSeq names its product sorting nexin-17 (gene Snx17). The transcript has a single exon. Gene Ontology annotation, cellular component: early endosome. Gene Ontology annotation, molecular function: phosphatidylinositol binding. The record is from RefSeq and is a predicted model, not a curated record. The coding region runs from base 340 to 1884 and encodes 514 amino acids. NCBI's taxonomy places the organism in Eukaryota, Metazoa, Arthropoda, Insecta, Diptera, Drosophilidae. Gene Ontology annotation, biological process: intracellular protein transport.